UCCGCUGCCCAACUUCUGCUCUUUUUGGACUGAGUUUGUACUUCAUCCAUCGACAUAUCGUAAUACAUAUGUUUAAUGUUCUUGUGGGGAUGUGAGGCGACGUCAAGGGGACAGGAAGAAGCGGUCGUGCACCUUGCCAAAGUGGACGGACUUGGAGCCAAAAAGUGAUGAAAACCAGCCAUCCUCUGGACGGACCAUGGCUGCCCAUCGAAUCGUCCGAAUGACGAGCAACAAUCACCUCCUCCCUCGCUGCAAGUCAGAAGGGACGCUCGUGGAACAAGAUGAGGGGGUGCCAACCAGCUUUACUGAUGUCAUAGUGCCUUCUCCGAGUGCCUUAAGACUGGGCAUGGCUUCCUCCUGUGAGGGCAUACAAGAAGUAGUCGCCAUCAAGGAUUAUUGCUCGAGCAGCUUUACCACGCUGACAUUUUCCAAAGGUGAUCACCUCUUUGUGCUGGACACUUCAGGUGGCGAGUGGUGGUAUGCACACAAUAACACGGAGAUGGGAUACAUCCCUGCUGCCUAUGUCCAACUGCUCAACUUCAGGAAUUAUUCGCUUAGCAACAGUGGAACGAUUGACACACUUGGGGAGGAGGACAGUCUGAAGGAGUUUGAGGAGUUAGGAGAGUGGAAAGGGGGGUCUUUUAAACCCUCACUAGCUAUCAACAAUCGUCCCUUGUCUUGUAAACCUCUAUUGUGUUCGUUGGAUCAGAAUUGCAAACAAGCAAAUGUAACAAACUCAUCUGAUUCCAUUAUUUUUGACACACUUGCAUGUCCAACAGGCUUCAACUUGGACACCAAUAAUAUCAAGUUCAAUGGUUGUCCCACCCAAGAGACUGUGCAACACCUCCACAGGGAUGACGCCUUUUUUAGGAGUAAACGUUCUCAGAGUCUUUCCCAACUCACUGUUUUACAAGAGCAAUCAAAUCCAAAUAUGUCUGCUUGUUUCUUCAUGGGCCUAAAAGCCCCUUCACCGGAGCAGUUUCAGAGCAGAGAGGACUUCAGAACGGCGUGGCUCAAACACCGAAAAUUGACCAGGUCUUGCCAUGACCUGGAAUCCCUAGGUCAGAGUCCCGGGUGGGGUCAGACUCAGCCGAUUGAGACAAGCAUUGUGUGUAGCUUGGACAGCAGUGGAGGUGUAGUUCAGCUCCCAGACACCCAUAUCACCAUGCACGUUCCAGAAGGUCAUGUCAGCCAAGGCGACUAUCAGCAGAUUUCCAUGAAAGCUUUAUUGGAUCCUCCUCGGGAGCUCAAUAGUGACUGUCGCUCCACUGUCAGCCCAGUGGUGGAGAUCAAACUCAGCAACAUGAAUACCAAGUCUUUUGUCACUUUGGAAAUGAGCGUUUCAAUGACACUAAAGACAGAGAGCAGCCCCUGUGAAGUGAUGUGUGUUCGGAGUGACUGCAAAGACGGACCUUACACACCCAUUACCGAUUGUUACGUUUAUAAGGACAUGGUUCAAGUGCGUCUUGACUGUCAUGAGCCGUGCAUGUAUGUGGCGGUUGUGGUUCAGUCCCUGUACAUCAGUCACAACAUAAUCAUGUGGGACCAUGUGGAGAGGAAGGUAACACUUGCCGUUUAUGGACCCAAGCAUAUUCAUCCCUCCUUCAAGACAGUUGUGGCCAUGUUUGGGCAUGACUGUGCCCCCAAGACUUUACUGACGAGCGAGGUGUUUCCUCCAACUUGCUCCACCCCUCCAGUCACCCUCCAGUUAUGGGGAAAGCAUCAGUUUGUCCUGCGGUUCCCCCAGGACAUACAAGUGGGGUUGUACCCUAAUACAUCCAACUAUCAGGUGAAAGCGAAUGAGGGUGGUGGGAUAAUCCAGGGAUUUCAUCUCAAACUGGGCAAGGUUAGCCGGCUAAUCUAUGCAAUGUCAUCGCACAAUCCCAAUAACAUCUCAGACUUCACGCUCAGGGUCCAAAUCAAGGACAUGUUGGAUUGUAUUCUAACCCAGUUCUGUAUCCAAACUCCGCAACCACCUCCAAAGUCUGAAGCCAGGAUGACAGGAGAAAGGAGGUUCUUAAAAAAGAAAGAGAUGGACAAGAUCAUCCUGUCACCACUGGCUGUCAUCUCCAAAUAUCCCAAAUUUCAGGAUCGCUGUAUUACCAGCAUAAAAUUUGGCAAGUUAAUUAAAACGAUAAUUCGGCAGCACAAGAGCAACUACCUGCUGGAGUACAAGAAAGGUGACGUGAUUGCGCUGCUCAGUGAGGAAAAAAUUAAGCUAAGAGGGCAGCUGCGCACCAAAGAGUGGUACAUCGGAUACUAUCAAGGCAAGAUGGGGCUGGUCCACGCCAAGAACGUUUUAGUUCUAGGCAAGGUCAAACCCAUUUAUUGGUGUGGGCCAGACCUGACCACAAUGACUCUGUUGGAGCAAAUCCUUAAACCUUGCAAAUUCCUUACGUAUAUCUACGCCACGGUGAGGACCGUUCUCAUGGAGAACGUGGUGAAUUGGAGGGCGUUCGCCGAGGCGCUCGGCUACGGGAACUUGCCGCUCAAUUACUUCUGCCGGACUCAGCUGGACAAUGAACCGGAGAAGGUGGCUUGUGUUCUGGAAAAACUCAAAGAAGAAUGUACCAACAUUGAGAACAAGGAGAGGAAGUCAUUUCAAAGGGAGCUCAUGAUGGCUUUGCUGAAGAUGGACUGCCAGGGUCUGGUUGCCAGAUUGAUUUUGGACUUUGUGCUGCUAACCACAGCAGUGGAGGUGGCGUCCCGCUGGAGGGAACUUGCAGAGAAAUUGGCUCGAGUGUCCAGGCAGCAGAUGGAGGCUUACGAGGCACCUCACCGUGACAAAAACGGUGUGUUGGACAACGAGUCUAUGUGGAAACCAGCCUACGACUUCCUGCUGACUUGGGCAGCACACAUCGGGGACAGCUAUCGUGAUGUGCUCCAGGAGCUCCACGUGGGCUUGGACAAGAUGAGGAACCCGAUCACAAAGAGGUGGAAGCACCUGACCGGCACGCUCAUCCUCGUCAACUGCCUCGACAUCCUCCGCAGCGCCGCCUUCUGCCCCACCGGCUAUGGUGACUUUGCUGUAUAAUGUUGGGCUUCCACAUCCAGGGCGAGUCAAGUGUUUGCAACACUCUACCCGUGAACCUAUUGCGCUCACCGGGGCUCUCUGCCAGUCCAGAACGUACAGUAUCCCUUUUGCUCUAGGAGUGGCACAGAGGUUAAUGCUGGUGCCUCACAAUAGGAAUGUUCUGGGUUUGGCUCAGGGUCUUUCUGUGUGGAGUUUGCAUGUUCUCCCUGUGACUGUGUGGGUUCCCUCUGGGUACUCCGGCUUCCUCCCACCUCCAAAGACAUGCACUUGGGGAUAGGUUGAUUGACAACACUCAAUUGGCCCUCGAGUGUGAAUGUUGUCUAUCAGUGUUGGCCAGUCUGUAACCUGCCUUCCGGUCGAAUGCAGAUGGGAAGGGCUCCAGCCACGCCUGCGGCUCCGAGAUGGACAAGCGGUAGAAAAUGGAUGGAUGGACUAGGAGCACUCUGGGGGCUUGCGUGGCGAGUACUAGAGAUGCGCGGAUAGGCAAUUAUUUCAUCCGCAACCGCAUCAGAAAGUCGUCAACCAUCCGCCAAUCCACCCGAUCUAACAUUUGAUCAGAACCGCACCCGCCCGUUGUUAUAUAUCUAAUAUAGACGAAGCAAGGCAUUAGUGAGGUUAUAAAGCUUUUGCCUGUUAAAGAAAGGAGACUGAUCCAAUGCAGCACAGACAUUCGCGUGCCACGCUGU
Nerophis lumbriciformis (worm pipefish) is the source of this 3720-nucleotide messenger RNA. Its product is annotated as SH3 domain-binding protein 4-A-like. Gene Ontology annotation, cellular component: cytoplasm. Gene Ontology annotation, molecular function: protein binding. The record is from RefSeq and is a predicted model, not a curated record. NCBI's taxonomy places the organism in Eukaryota, Metazoa, Chordata, Actinopteri, Syngnathiformes, Syngnathidae.